Molecule: messenger RNA, 1251 nt
Organism: Auanema sp. JU1783
Lineage: Eukaryota; Metazoa; Nematoda; Chromadorea; Rhabditida; Rhabditidae
Source: the annotation of a GenBank genome assembly
AUGGCCAGUCCCCGGACCAGAAGAGUUUUGAAGGGAUUGAGACCGGUCGAUGAGAACAACUUCUGUUUCGAAUGCGGGGCCAACAACCCACAAUGGGUGUCCGUCUCCUACGGAAUAUGGAUUUGUUUAGAAUGUUCGGGACUGCAUCGAGGACUUGGAGUACAUUUAAGUUUUGUACGAUCAGUCACUAUGGAUAAAUGGAAGGAUAUUGAGUUAGAGAAAAUGAAAGCGGGGGGAAACGCCAAAUUCCGGGAUUUCUUAGAAGCCCAAGCAGACUAUAAUCCUAGUUGGUCUCUUCAAGACAAAUAUAAUUCUCGCGCAGCAGCUUUAUUUAGAGAUAAGGUAAAUACAGAAGCUGAAGGUAAGACAUGGUCUAUUUCGACCUCUUCAGCACGAAAUUAUACUCCAAGCACCUUCGGAAGUACCAGUUCUUCGCAAUCCAAGCCUAAACAGCAAGGAACAUCGAGCAGUAGUUUAUCGUCUUAUUAUGGAGGCAAUUCUGGAUCCUAUGGCGACGGUGGAUACAACAGUUCGAGUGGUAAUUACAGUGAUAACAAGUAUCAAGGUUUCGGAAACACACAAGACCUCCCUCAAGGAAAUCAAUCUGAUGAUUUACUAUCAGGAGCGAUGAGCUCAUUAUCCAUGGGUUGGAACAUGCUGUCUAAAGGAGCUUCUCAAGCAGCAGCUCUGGCGAAAGAUGUGAGUCUUCAAGCUUCUCAGAAGGCCACUGAAAUCACUGGAAACAUGUCUCAAAACGGAGGAGGUUUGUUAUCCGGUGUCGCUUCUAAAGCUUCCGAAAUCGGAACCAAAUCAUGGGGUGGAUUCUCUGAUUUCGUGAAAUCUCCUUCUUUACAAGGAAUUGGAAAUAUAUUGAUUAAGGGUGGAUACGAAGACAUGAACAGCCCAGGCGGAGGCCAAUCGGAUGGUUUCGGCUCCAAGUCCGGAACUAACUUCGGUGACGACUGGGGCAGUUUUGCUCCUAAGGAGGCUACAACUAACGAUAUCUUUCCACCUGAAGAGCCAAGACAAGCUCCGAAGAAGAAGAAGCAACCUAAACCUGAGCCAUCACCAACUGCUUCAUCUCCCAACACAUUAAUUGAUCUCAACUCUCCGGAUGAUUCAUCGACAAUCGCCCAAUUUGAAGCUUCAGUUAGCAAAUCACGCGCUGUGAAAGCCAAAGCAGCAGAGGCAAAGAAAGAAGGUCCCAAGAAGGAUUGGGAUGAUGAUGCUUGGGACAUCCUGAACCAGUAA